This is a messenger RNA of Chlamydomonas reinhardtii, 5246 nucleotides long. RefSeq lists its product as uncharacterized. The coding region runs from base 84 to 4946 and encodes 1620 amino acids. Lineage: Eukaryota; Viridiplantae; Chlorophyta; Chlorophyceae; Chlamydomonadales; Chlamydomonadaceae. The transcript is spliced from 9 exons. The record is from RefSeq and is a predicted model, not a curated record.
GCUGCACAAGCUUGCACGCCAGCUCAAAGCAGCGGAAAUGCACGCUGCGCAGGGGCGUUUACUGUGCCGUCACAGCGUCUGCGAUGGCUACAGCAGAAGCGCAGCCGCGAUGUGUGGCUGCCCAACCAACGAGUUGUGACCGGCCAUUGGUAUGGGCGUGGCGAACAGUCUCCCCAGACGCCGAACCCGCUGGCCAGCACGUGUCGCCCCUGCGAGCUCUGCUCACUUCCUCACUUGGGCACGCUUCUCUUGAGGCACUGCUAAAGCACGCAGCGGAGUGCGCAGCGGCGGAGGGAGGCGGGGCCGGCAGUAGCAACAGCAGCGCAGAUGCCGAGCGGGCGCCCGCUACCUGGCAAUCGAUCUUUGGCGACGUGGAGGAGGACGAUGGCGACGCGGGCUCGUCGGACGCCGCCACAGCGGCUACUGCCGCCAUCGAGCCAAAGCACCUGCUGGCGGCGCUGCUGCAGCCGCGGGGGCACGUCCCCGGUCUUGACGCGGCCUGGCAAGACGCCGGUGUCGACGUGGCGGUAGUUGUGGACUACCUGAUGGGGAGGACGCCGCCGCCGCCGCGCUCCGUGACACAGUCGGGCGGCGGCGCGGCGGGAAUGAGCACGGGCGAGGGGGCGGAAGGGGAUGAGCCACUGGGGGCUGCCAGCGUCAGCGCCUGGAGAGGCCUGGACUCAGCCAUGCAGGGACUGGAACAGCGCACUGCGGACCUGGCCGCGUGCGGCUAUGCCGCCUCGGGCGCGGCCCAGCUGGUGCUGCUGCAGGCGUACCGCUGGGCCCUGCGCACUGGCGCCUCCGCGGUGCGGCCAGCCCAUGUGGCUGCGGCGCUGCUGACAGACGCCUGCCUGCCCCGCUUCCGCAGCGGCUUCGCCAGCCACCCGCCCGCGCAGGCGGCCCUGGAGCUGUUCGCAGUGCUGCCGGGCGCCGCGUGCCACCGGGCGCUGUUGGCGGUACAGGCGGAGAUGGCAGCUGCCGCAGCGGAAGACAGCGGCAGCGGUGGCGGCCAGCCACCCGUACCUGCCGCCCCAACGCCAGCACCCAUGACAGCUGUGGCUGCAGCUACUGCCGCACGGGAGCUGCUGCUCGGCUACAGCCGGUCUGGGCUACUGCCGUCACGUGCCGCCCUGGAAGCCAUCGCAGGCUCCCUAGCCCAGGCCGCAGGGCCCCAGGAGGCUGCCGCCGCCGGAGGCGGAGCGGGCGGUGGAGUCGGUGGAGGCGCUGGCCAUACUGGUGUGGCUGCUCUGCACACGCACACGGGCCAGCAGCUGCCUGCAGCCGUCCAAUUGCUGUGCACCUGCGCGGCGCUCGGCUACCGCCUGCCUGCCGCGGCACUGCCAGCACUGCUACUGCCGGACCAGCAGCAGGUGGCGCGGAGCAGCGGUAGCAGCAGCGGUGCUCCCAGUAGCAGUAGCAGUAGCAGCAGUAGUGAUGCUGAUGGUAGUGGAAUCGGGCCAGUGGCCUGGCUUACGCCACGCUGCCUGAACGAGUGGCUGUCGGCUCUUGCCGCACACGGCUUUGCCCCUGCGCCGCGCAGCCUGCGCGCUGAUGACGGUGACAUCCAACCCACCGCCACGCGCAUCACCAGCACCAGCACCGCCAGUUGUGGCGCCACCUGCAGCACCAGCGGCGCCCGGGCACCGCCUACGCAGCGCUGCUGGCCCUGGCUGGAGCAGGGCGUCAUGUGCGCGCUGGCCACCGCCUCGGCCUGGGAGCUGGCGGCACUGGCGGCGCGGCUGGCGGCACUGGCCACAGCGGAGCCCAGCUGGACCCGGUGUGCGGCCCGCGCCACCGAGCUGGCUGCGCGCUGCUGCCUGGCGGUCACGCCGCUGUGGAACGGCAACCGAAUCUACGCCGAUCUCAUCAACACGGCAGACGCCCUGCUGGACAUGGUGCAACUGGCGGCGGCGGCGGCGGCGGCGGCGGCGGCGGCUGACAACGCAGCGGAGGGCGGCAGCGACACUGGCGGCAGUAGCACUGGCGGAAGCACUGGUAGUACCGGUGGCGAAGCGGAAGCCGGGGACGUGAGUAGCUGGGUGGCGUUUUGGGCGGCACUGGAGCUGCCGCACGCCGCGGCGCGGUGGCGGCACAAAUUGGCGGCACGGCUGCACAAGUCCGGAUACGGCGGAGAAGACGCGGCGGCGGCAGUAGCAGCUGCUAACUCCGGCGGCGGCAGUGGCAGCGGCAGAGCUGCAGCAGCUGUAGCUACAGGCGGGCUGCUCCGGCGGCCGCUGCCUAGGGAGCCGGAGUUCCCGAGCUUUGAGCAGGCGGGGGUCCUGCUGGGGCAGGCCGUGGAUCUUGCUGCCACUGCGGGCCGUUGGGACCAAUGGGGAGCUGGGAACGCCGGCGAGCUCAGGGCCCGUGUGCAGCAAGGGAACGAGCGGCAGCAUGGGCGGGAUGGGGAGCAGCGGCUGCUGCCUGUGGGGCUCGUGCUCAACCUGCUGGCGGUACUGCAGCUGCAACUGCGCACGUGCGCGGCGGGCCCAUGGCAGCUGCAGCAGGUGGCGGCGGCGCUGCAACGCUUGGGCGCCUUGACGUCAGCAGCUGGUGGCGUUGCGGCCGAAGGGGGACAGGCGGCGACGGCGGCAGCGGAGGUGGCGGGGGUGAUGGCAGCGGCGGAGUCCGCCUCGCUGCGGUCCGUGCUGCACAGCAGACACGUGGCCUGGCUAGCCGCCGCACACUCCGCGUACGCCCUGGAAGCCGACAGUUCUAUAAGCGGCGACAACAAGAAUGACCGUGGCAGCAGCAGUGGCAGUAGCAGCGCCGCGGCAGGGCUGGCACGGCUGCUUCCCUCGCUGGUGCUGGGGCAGGUGUACCGCAGCUGGGCGCCCGACCUCACGCCGCCUGUGGCUGCCGCGCUGCACGCGGCCUGCCGCCAACAGGCCGCCAGCGGCGGCAGUAGCAGCAGCGGUGGCAGUAGCAACGGCGGCGGCUGUAGCAGCAGCAGCCUCCCUCACGGCUGUGAGCUGCUGGACCCGCAGCAGCAGCCAGCUCCUUGUCCGGUGGGGCUGGGGGGCGCCUGGGGUCGCUGCCUGGCGCGGCUGCACUACCCGCUGGCGGGGGGCGAUGAUGAACAGCAGCCGCGGCAGCGGGACGCAGCGGUGGGCGCAGGGACAGGAGCAGGAGCACAAGCAGAAGCAGAGGUGGGCGGAGGAGCAGCGGCAGCUGUCCCAGCGCAUGUUCCGUACGGCGCGGCGUCAGAGCGGCUUGGCAUCCGCACUCUGGCGAUGGGCACAGGCGGCGGAUCGUCCAGGACGACUGGCAACAGUGGCACUGGUGGUGGCGCCGUGUGCUAUCAGGCGGCCCGGCCCUACCCUCCCACAGGCAACCUGCCCACGCUGCCGCCGCUCUCCCACCGUCAGCGUCAGCGCCUUCAACAGCACCUGCGCCAGCUGGCUGGCUUCGGCGGCAGACUCCGGGACAGCAGGGCUGCACUGCUCUCGCAGACAAAAGACGAUGUUGGCGUCGCGGGCUUCAUGGACGCGGGGUGGUGUGGUGGGCUCACGCCCGGCAUGGCUGUUGCCUUGACGCAUGCCGCCCUUGCAGCCGCAACCGAUAGCAGCAGCGAAGCAAACACCACCACACCAUCCACAUCAGCGACGGGAACGCCCGUGCCUGAGCCGCACGUGGUGCCGCCGGGGUCGAGGCCGCGGCGGCUGCAGCUGCCGGACGCUGACACAGUGGCGCUGGCGGCGGCGCUGACGCGGGAGCUGCCGCCGGACUGGCUGCGGGCGGAUGAGAUGUGGCUGCUGCACGUGACGGACCGGGAUGCGGGGAUGCGCCAGCGGCUGCACGCCGCUGGCGCUGGCGCCGGUGGCUCUGGUGCAGAUGCGCUUGAGAGGCAGUGGGCGCAGUGGCUGGCGGCGGCAGGGGACGUGCAGCUGGCGCGAGUGAUGCCGGCAGCGGCGCAGCAGGGCCUACAAGGACGGCGGCCGGAAACCCCCGCUGCGGCCAGCACACCCGCCGCUUCCAGCGCCCCCCUCUCCGUCACGACAUCCGCGGCGCUGCCGCUGGUGCUGGUUCCUUCGCACACGCCCCCCAGUGCGGUGCGGCCGCUGCUGCCGCCCGUGUGCCGCCUGGAGCUGCUGCUGGCGCGGCGGCGGACACAGGCGGUGCAGACAGUGCUGGCGCUCAUGUGGCAGGGUGACUGGUACCGAGGUGACGCCGCCAGCCUGGCUCGCUUCAGCGCCUCUGAGCUGCUGUACGUGCUGUGCGCCCUGGUGCGGCUCAAGGAGGAGGAGGAGCUGGAGGAGCAGCCGCUGGGCUGGAUGGCGGGCGACACGGCAGCAGACGCCGUGCUGGACAUGCUGGCCUGCCCCACACACGCCCACCUGCUGGCGCACCCCGGCGUGGCCUGGGGCGUGGGCGCGGCGCAUGCAGCUGCUACAGCCCCAGGGGCGUCUGCCGGGGCGGCGGCUGCUACAGCCGGCGCCUAUGUGCCGUCGGACCUGGCGGCAGAGAAGCGGGUGCGGGGGCAGAAGCUGCUGGAUGCGGCGGCGGAUGUGGACGAGUACGCGAGCAGGGUCCUGCAAGCGCUGCAAUUCCUGGCGGCCUCCGGCGGCGCGGCCUCAGGUGUGCUGGGUGGCGGGCGGCUGGACCCCUACCGCCCCCUGGCUGCUCAGGGAGACGCCCUGGCUGGCUUCGAGGCACAUACCUGGCUGAUCGGCAGUAGCAGCAGUAGCAGCCAUGAGGGCAGUGGCAGUAUCAGCAGUAGCAGCAGGAAUGCUGCGGGGAGCAAGUUCACGGGCGGUGGGCCAGAGGUGGGGGCGGCGGUAGAGGGCGUGAGCAUCAGGGGGCUGCGGGCGCGGCGGCCGGAAGGCGGGGAGGCGGCGGCGCGGAGGUGGGCGCAGGUGCUGGGCAGCGUGGAGGGUGUGGCGUCGCUGCGGUGGGCACUGCGGGCGUGGGGACACGAUCCGGACAAGUGGAUGGCGACGUCGCGGUGAGCUGUGUGAGGGAUAUGCUCGCAGACGACGGAAUGGCGGUGGGUCGUUUGUGGAUACGAGAAGUGCGACGGGCAAGGAUGGCCCGGGAAUUCGGGUGGAGGCCGUGCAUGGGCAUGUGGCUAAACGCACACAAGCCCUGACAUCGGUUGGAGGGGGAGAGAGGCUGAGAGGGGGAGCAAACCUGCGAAUGCUGGCACUCUCCGCACAAGCUCGACCUACCUCGACUCUGUGGUGAAAGGGGAACGGGGGUGGGGAACGGGUGUGCAUCACACCACCAGUCACCGUGUGUUAAAAAUCAAC